Acaulospora morrowiae is the source of this 1281-nucleotide messenger RNA. NCBI's taxonomy places the organism in Eukaryota, Fungi, Glomeromycota, Glomeromycetes, Diversisporales, Acaulosporaceae. The record is from the annotation of a GenBank genome assembly.
AUGACUCCUGAAACGAAAAGUGCAUACAACACCGCCGAGGAAUGGAUGAAUAGGUUAAUCAUCUAUAAUACCUUUAAAAAAGAAAAGAUCCCAUUUUAUUCCUAUGACGAGGAAUUUACUGAUGUGAAACCGAUUGGAAGAAAAUCGUCUGGAAAGAUCUACAAAGCCACCCUCCGGAGUCUUCGAAAGACGGUGACCAUCAAAUCCAUCAAUUUAACAGUUGAUGAUGCCAUGAACGAGGUUAAAAAACAUCGGAUUUUGGAAAACCAUGACAACAUUUUGAAAUUUUAUGGCAUCACCAGACAAGGAGACUACAUGUUAGUCUUCGAAUAUGCAAAUAAUGGCACGCUCCGCCAAUAUUUGAGGGAGAAUUAUCAAAGAAUGAACUGGAACGUCAAGCUAUCACUUGCAAGGCAGAUUGCGGGUGUAAUAGGAUUUUUGCAUGCAAACGAAAUCGUCUAUGAAAAAUUGGAUUCCGGAAAUAUUUUCGUUCACAACGGGAAGAUCAAAUUAAGUGGCUUUGAAAUAAGAAGACAAUCAAUAAAUGCCUCACGUCAAAAUUCGAAUUCUCAAUAUCUGGAAUCUCCCGGUGUCAUAUAUCGUAAAACUAGUCUAGACCGAAAUAGUUUGGGAAUUCUUUUAUGGGAGAUUUCCAAUGGUACCCCUCCGAAGGUCAUCACAAGUGAAAAUAGAGAGCAUGUGAUCGGAACACCUCGGGCUUAUGUAAAAAUAUGUGAAGACUGUUGCCAACCAAAUAAGAAUCAAUGGCCAAGUAUCGAACAAGUUAUCAGAGAACUGGAUGAAAUUGUUUUAUCCGAGAUGGAAUCAGGAUUCUUCAACUUGACUUCAAGUCUUGGUCGAACGAAAAAUGUGAACAUGGAGAACGGAAUUGCCGCUGAAUCAGAUUCAUUCACAUCUGAGAUGGAUUUAUUCAUGAAGAAUUUAUUUACAUUUUUUUCCGAAUUAUUCGUAAAACAACAUUUAGACAUGAUGCCCAUUUGCAUUAAAAAAUUUAUCAAGGAUCACAACAAGAAUCCAACAAAGAUACUGUAUAAUUUGGUCAGUCAGCGUCGACCUUAUUAUACCAGCAUGGUUGGAUUUUUUUAUAAACAUAGUAUUGGGACAAUCGCUGAUAAUAAGAUAGCGUUAGAAUUCUAUUCACAAGCCACCAAUGGGGUAAUUGAUGAACGGGAUCACUCUUCUGAUGUGUGGCAAAGGAUGAAAAAAGGGCUUUUCGACUUUUCGAGAAAACAGCAAAAGAGGGAUCCACUCGAGCAUUGA